UCCUAAACAAAAAUGAGUGACAUAUUUUUUGACACUUGCUUUUGCACUUUACGAAGGGAUAACUAGAUUUCUUGUUUUUUUUUAUUAAAUUAGGGCAUUCAUACUAUAUUUAUUUUUUUCAUAAUAUUUAAAAUAGUGUUUUAAGUACAAUAAUGGAAAGCAAUUAUGUCCAAAUAAAGGACAUGCGUCCUGGAUUAAAAAACGUAAAUGUUGUGUUUAUCAUAUUAGAGGUGGGUCACGCAACUAUAACCAAAGAAAACCGCGAAGUUCGAACUUUUAAAGUGGCUGAUCAAAGUGCCAGUAUUAAUGCUAGUAUUUGGGAUGAAGCUGGCCAACUACUGAUUCCAGGGGACAUUGUUAGACUAACUAAAGGGUAUGUAUCGGUCUGGAGAAACUGCCUAACAUUAUACACUUCUAAAGGAGGAGACUUACAAAAAAUUGGUGAGUUCUGCAUGGUUUUCAAUGAGCAACUUAAUAUGAGUGAGCCGAAUCAAUUAUUACCUCAAUUGCCACCCGGUACCCCAAAUAGUCUGCCUAUGAAUAAUGGAACAAAUAAUAAUAAUAACACAAGAGCAGGUGUGGGCCCUCCACAGUCUCCAGUGACUACAACUGUUCCAAUGACACUGCCCAUGCAGCAUAACAAUGUUGCUGGUCCCGCAAAAACAACAUCAAAUAGCAAUACUUCUAGAUCGACAGGGAACGGACCUCCACCAGACAACCAAAAACGCCAAAGAGGACAAAGAGGAGGACAACAUAGAACUAGGCCCAAAUAAAAAAUUAUAUAUGUAUUUUAAUUUUUUAAACAGAAUUUGUGAUAAAAUUUGUAUUCAAACUCAUAUUUUGUAAAUAAUGUAAAAUAAAUUUUUUAUACAGGUUUGAUAUUGUUUUGCAUCCAUCAAACUCUUAUUCAUACUAAAAAACUAAUAUACUUUGUUACCUCCUGUACAUAUUAGUUUCGCAAAAAUCCACAGCUAAAUAUUCAGAG
Molecule: messenger RNA, 985 nt
Organism: Psylliodes chrysocephalus
Lineage: Eukaryota; Metazoa; Arthropoda; Insecta; Coleoptera; Chrysomelidae
Source: the annotation of a GenBank genome assembly